AGCCAAUGGGAGCGGAGACUGGCUGAGACUGCGAGAGUAAUGUUAGAGGCUGGAGACUGAGGGUACUGCGUAUUGCUAUUGCUCACAUACAGCCAUUGCACUGCAUUAAGAUAGAGCGGCAACCUUGGACACACGUAACUAAGAUGGGUAAAGAUCCGAAUAAACCAAAAGGAAAGAUGUCCUCCUAUGCAUACUUUGUGCAGACUUGUCGGGAGGAGCACAAGAAGAAGCACCCAGAUGCCAGCGUCAACUUCUCUGAGUUCUCCAAGAAAUGCUCUGAGCGAUGGAAGACAAUGUCUGCUAAGGAAAAGGGUAAAUUUGAAGACUUGGCUAAACAAGACAAGAUCCGUUACGACAGAGAAAUGAAGAACUAUAUCCCUCCAAAGGGUGAGAAGAAGAAGAGAGCAAAAGAUCCCAAUGCACCCAAGAGACCCCCAUCUGCGUUCUUCAUAUUUUGUGCCGACCAUCGCCCAAAAAUUAAAAGCGAGAGUCCUGGUCUGUCCAUUGGGGAUGUAGCGAAGAAACUGGGAGAGAUGUGGAACAGCACCUGUGCCGAGGACAAACAGCCAUAUGAGAAGAAGGCAGCCAAACUGAAGGAGAAGUAUGACAAGGAUAUGGCGGCCUACCGUGCUAAGGGCAAACCCGAUUCUGGAAAGAAAGCCCCAGGUAUGGCAAUGAAAGCCAAGAAAAGGGAUGAUGAUGAUGACGAUGACGAUGAGGAAGAUGAAGAGGAAGAUGAGGACGACGAUGAGGAUGAAGAUGAUGAAUAAAUUUGUUACUCAGAGCCUAGGUUCUUGUUUAGUAUCAUUUAUCCCCUAUGUACACUUUUGUCUCCAAAUACAAAAAUAAACAAGGAAAUGUUAGGCUGUGUAUAUGAAAUGUUUUUAAGCUGUACAGUUUUUGUUCCUCUUCUCUUUUUUUUGUAAAGUUAACACUAAAAAAGUGUCUUAGCCCUACAUUUUUUAGUGGUAGUUCCCAAGCUACUUCCCUUGCCUUGCCCAGUUUAAGGGGUUGUCAAACAACAUGCAGGUAGUGGGUUUCCUGUUCCUGAUGCAUAGCACAAGAUCUUGUUUUAUGUGGGGUAGCUGUUUGUUUGCAAAAAAUGUUUUUUUUUUUUAGUUUUUUCCCUUUGUUGUAAUAUUCAGUCCUUGCUGUACUUUGAAUACCACUCUGUAAUUGCGACCAUAAAAAAUGCAGCUGUUUUUGUUGACAUUCUGAAUGCUUCUAAAGUAAAACUUUUUUUAAGAAACAACAAAUUGUACAAAUGAUUUCUGUGGGGUACUGUGGGCCAGAAGAGAAGAUACAUCACUCUAUACCAAUAUAUAUUUUAGUCCUUUAAGCCAAAAAUGCAUAUUGGCCUUGUGUGAAUAAAAUUUAUUUAAUGGC
Paramormyrops kingsleyae is the source of this 1386-nucleotide messenger RNA. RefSeq names its product high mobility group box 1b (gene hmgb1b). Gene Ontology annotation, molecular function: DNA binding. NCBI's taxonomy places the organism in Eukaryota, Metazoa, Chordata, Actinopteri, Osteoglossiformes, Mormyridae. The record is from RefSeq and is a predicted model, not a curated record. Gene Ontology annotation, biological process: regulation of transcription by RNA polymerase II. Gene Ontology annotation, cellular component: nucleus.